Betta splendens (Siamese fighting fish) is the source of this 1370-nucleotide messenger RNA. RefSeq names its product protein chibby homolog 1-like. The record is from RefSeq and is a predicted model, not a curated record. NCBI's taxonomy places the organism in Eukaryota, Metazoa, Chordata, Actinopteri, Anabantiformes, Osphronemidae.
GUUGUAAAAAUCCGACCAGACAUUAUUUCGCAGUGCUCUCAUUUUAACAAAUGGGACUUUCACACUUGCCAACCGCUGUGCCAACCAUGGUUUUGUUUGAGAGGAAAUACACGUUAAGAUUUUAAACAAAUAGUCUUAAUGGAGGACUUAAUGAAAUCACUGAAGAUGCCGCUGUUUGGAAAUACAUUCAGCCCGAAGAAAACUCCUCCUCGAAAAUCUGCAUCAUUGUCGAGCCUUCACACAUUGGACCGUUCAACAAAAGAAACAGAGCUGGGUCUUGAAUAUGGACCUCCCAUAAUGAACAUUGGAGGUCAAAGCUGGAAAUUCGAAGAGGGGCAGUGGAUAACAGAAUCUGGUGGAAAUACAUCUAGUAGAGAAUUACAGCGACUAAAGAAAAGAAAUGUGCAGUUGGAGGAAGAAAACCUCUUAAAACUGAAGAUUGAAAUUCUUUUGGACAUGUUGACAGAGACUACAGUGGAGUACCAUUUGAUGGAAAAAGAAGUGGAAGAUAUAAAGACUCAACAUCGAAGGAAGAAAUGACAAAUUGAAUCCAGUGCCUUCAGUGUAAAAAAACUGUAGUCAUAGGCAGUUUGUGGUUUGCUACUCAAUUUUAUUCUAGGUGCCACCAAAAACUAUUGUUCUGUACUUUUUUUGUUCUGUACUCAUUUUUAUCAUUCAGGUGUAUCAUUCAACUUUUAUUAAACUACACUAACCUAUUGUGGACUCGUUUUCUAAGCUGCACCAUCUCAAUCAAAAUAAAUUAUAAAUUGAUAAUACAUAAUUAAAUAUCUUUUUACUAAUGAUAAUACGUUGUUAACCUGGGGCGAUAUAAGCGGUUCCUUAGUAGACUGUUCUUCUACUUGCAUGUGAUGGAACCUGGUAGUAACCUCAUCAUAUAAUGUCAUUCCCAUAAUCCUUAGAAUAAUGAUAACAUGCCGUGUAUACCAUGUAGAACUGUAAUGAAAUAGGUUGGUUAAAAAAAGCCCAGGUGACGUCUGUCCGUCACACACCGAAGCGUGUCAAUGUCUUAUAUUGUCCUCCUUUGAUUGGCGAGUUUACACGUCAGUCAAAUAGUCAGCGCAGUGAUUGGUCGGAUGUUUCUAACUGCGCAGGCGCGGGCGAUUGCCGUAAAAGCUGCGAUUCGAGGUUUGUGCUGCCGGUAGCGGGAAUCAAGAAGUAAUUUCUAGUCUAUUAACACCUAAACUGCUAGCUGCUCCUUUCGGACUGUUAUAUAUAUUACUUUAGUUUGAAGCUUCAACUCUAUACACUUGCAAUGCCUCGGGGUGGAAAAAAGGGCCACAAAGGCAGAGGAAAGCAGUUCAGCAACCCGGAGGAAAUUGACAGACAAAUGAGAUUACAGAGAAAGCUGG